AUGGAAGCCGUACUCACUCUCGGUGUAGAAAAGCUUGAGGUUAUUGGCGAUUCUAAUCUUGUCGUGUCUCAAGCCAACGGGGACUGGAAAGUCCGUGAGGAAAAGUUGAAGCCUUAUCAUCAGAACUUGAAGGAACUUAUCCCUUGUUUCAAUAAGGUGACAUUCACUCACAUUCCCCGCUUGAAAAAUCAAUUUGCCGAUGCCUUGGCAACUCUAGCUUCCAUGGUUGAACUUCCUCUUUGUGUAAAGCUCCGACCCAUCCGGAUCGAACAAAGGGACUUUCCCGCCUAUUUGUACGUCAACGCCAUCGAUGAUCUGAGGCCACUAAAAAGGAUCAACUCGCAUUACGAAGAUUGGCUGCCCAAUACAUCAUUUGUGGAGGGAAGUUGUAUAGGAGAUCCUAUUGUGGGAUGCACAAACUCUGUGUUAAUGGUUCUGAAGCCAUAA
This is a messenger RNA of Rhododendron vialii, 447 nucleotides long. RefSeq lists its product as uncharacterized. Bases 1 to 447 code for a protein of 148 amino acids. Gene Ontology annotation, molecular function: nucleic acid binding; RNA-DNA hybrid ribonuclease activity. The transcript is spliced from 2 exons. Lineage: Eukaryota; Viridiplantae; Streptophyta; Magnoliopsida; Ericales; Ericaceae. The record is from RefSeq and is a predicted model, not a curated record.